AUGAAGUCGAGUGCGACCGAAAUCACUGACGACGAUUUUGAAAAAGUUUUUAAAAAAUCCUUCCGACAACAACAAAAAAUUAAGAAGACGAAAUUGCCCGACUCUUCAUCACCUCUUUCACAAGAUGAAAUCAAUAAACUCCUUGCAGAAGAACACGAGAAAAGAGAAAAACAGAAAGAGUCCACGAAAAAAAUGAUUGAAGAAUAUGCGAAAGAGACAUCCCCCACAAGCGGGACCUUCAAAACUAUACAGCACGACCUUUUUAACUUUCAAGAGGAGAAAAAGGACAAAAUAGACAAGAAAAUUGAGUGCGAAAUACCAAAGAAAUGUCAACACGCAAUCGCAACUCCAUGCAAAACUUUAACUACAAUUUCUGUUCACAAAAGUGGCGAUUUGGUGGCGUGUGGGGGGAGUGAUGGCGUUGCAUACAUAUACUCCAUUUCUUCUCGAAAAUUGGUUGCAAGUUUAUUGGGCCACCACUCCACCAUUCCGCGACUCUCUUUCUCCGACAACACUGUAGUGACUGUUUCUUUAGAUGGAACUUUGAAAGUAUGGGAUUUGAAUGCGCAAAAGAUAUCGUGUGGGUUUUCUGUUCUUCCAGAUCUGACUGCAGAGAAAUUGGCAUAUAAAAACAUGGCAAUUUGUGAUGACAAGAUCUUUGCUGGCUGUGUCAAUGAACGUAUAUAUCAAUACGACCAACGUGUGCCAACACACGUCGAUGAGUACGUUGUCAGUUCAAUUCCCCUUGACGUGGCUUCCUGUGGAAAGGGGAUUAUGUGUUCUUGUGAAGAUCGUGUCGUAAGAUAUUUUGACUAUGGGAGUGGUUCUGUGACAAAGAGUGUUCAAGACCCUUCUGUAGAGACCAUAUCCUGUCUUACAGAUUACAAAGGAAAGUAUGUUCUUGGGCAGUCCAUGAAUAACUCGAUAGUCUCUUUCAGAGGUGAUCCGUUUAGGAUGAUGGCUGGAAGAGUGUUUCGCGGGCAUUACUGUGGUGCUUGGUCCUGCCGCCCUUCAUUUUCGAGUGACGGUCAAUUUGUUGUGUCUGGGGAUGCUAAUGGGAAGAUCUUCAUGUGGGAUUGGAAGAAGGGGAAGGUAUUAAAAUGCUAUACAAAGGCUCACAAUGGGACUGUCGCUGAUGUUGCAUGGAAUCCUGUCAUUGGUAAUCAGUGUGUGUCUUGUGGGUGGGAUGGUAAAAUUAAUAUAUGGAAUUGA
Molecule: messenger RNA, 1212 nt
Organism: Entamoeba invadens IP1
Lineage: Eukaryota; Evosea; Mastigamoebida; Endamoebidae
Product: pre-mRNA-processing factor, putative
Exons: 1
Coding region: 1-1212 (403 amino acids)
Biological process (GO): mRNA splicing, via spliceosome
Cellular component (GO): catalytic step 2 spliceosome
Molecular function (GO): protein binding; mRNA binding
Source: RefSeq, a predicted model, not a curated record